UUUGGCAUUUUGUGCAUAGAUGGAUGGGGUGGGAGUGAAUCCGUUACUCUUUUUCUGCACCUGACUGCCUGACCACUGACAGCGCACAUGCACGGACCUCCACUUCGCCAGUCGCAGCAGUAUCAUCAACAACAACACGAUACAACCGUAAGGGAAAGCGAAAUAAUUCGUCGAGCUCCUACGCACCUGUUUCAGGGAUUGAUCCGCCCAGCGCUCUACAUCCUGGAGGUAGAAGGAACACUGCAGCAGAAAACACUGGCUGUCGAGCUUUAGUCCUGCUUUGCGCCAUAUUUUCUGAACACCGUCACGCACACACACGCACACACACCAUGGUCACCAGCACUCACCAGCACCAGGGGGUCGAGAUGCCGCCGUCUACGGCGCCAACGCAGCAGUCCUACAACCGCCAGGGCUCGCGAGGGAUCGUCCGCCUAAACGUGGGGGGCAAGAAGUUUCUGACGUCGCGGUCGACCAUCAUGCAGGCUGGCAACUGCAUGCUGGCCUCCAUGUUCAGAGGAAAGUUCAACAUGGAGACCGACGAGGAAGGGUUCGCCUUCAUCGACCGGGACGGAGAGAGGUUUCGGCACGUGCUCAACUUCCUCCGUUGCUCGAGCCUCCCUUCCUUUGAUGAAGCCUGGCGGUACGAGGAAAUCAUGGAGGAGGCAGACUUCUACGCGAUCGAGGAACUCAAGGAGCUUUGCGAGAGACAACUCGAGGCCCUCAAAGAAGCGAAGCGAAAGGAAAAGGCCAAGUCGUUCACGUGCAGGGUCACGAUAGUGGAGGGAGCGGCGGACGGCGCCGCCGGCCAGGGGAGCGGCGGCCGCGGCGGCGUUGGCACCGCCAGGGAGCGCUACGGAACCGGACACUUUACCCUCGACGAGGACUUUUGAUCUUUUUUGUUUUGCUUUUUCGGCCCCAUUAAGAUAGGCGUCCUCCGAUUGGUCGAGGUGUUGUGGUUUGUAUUCGUGGUUGAUGUUUUCGUGGCGUGUGUUCGUUUUCCCAUCGAGCGUGUGAGUUAUUUGAUUGGUUGGUUGAUGUGAAAGGGGUACCUACGUGUUGCUUACAGAGUUUCGAUGCACUCUGUACCGCACGAUCAGCGAAAGUAGUGGAUGUUGAAUUUGUGGACGCGCUUAACUUACCAGCCAAUCAACUCCCUCCGCUCCCGCGCUCACACGCUCAUAUCAGCUAGCUCCUUGUCUUGUUGAGGUGGUUCUCCUAGGGUUUUCUCGACGAUGCUAUAUACAUCGGGUGUGAUCUGUUACCCUCAAAGAAGGGAGUGUCGGUAUUUACGAGUUUUUUUUCGCUUUUUCUUGCGCUCGGGGUGUUGGGCGAACGUCAUGAGAGUCUCCCCAUCGCGCGUGCAUGAUGCUUGUGGAUGUUUGUUGGUGCGGGCAGGUUGUAUGUAGAGAUGGGGUCGGGGGGAUUUCUCCCAGCACAGCAGCGUAUGUAGCACACUACAGCAAUGGAUUGUUUGUUUGAAGCGAUUCACAGGCCUCGAUGAGGGGGCAGGGGCAGGUCAAGCUGUCCUGGUACGUGUCCGUAUUUUUUCGUUAACUGUCUGGUGGUAUUUGUUGGUUGUAAACCGUGGUUUAGUUGUAUUGCUACACGCGACGCUGACACAAACACAUGAUGGAUUGGUUAGUUGCCUUGGCUAUCUGUUGAGCUCUUCUACGUACGAGACAUGGCAUGUGGUCCCGUCCUCAAGAGAGUCGCUGUGUGGUUGUGCCUCGCCAUAUUUGGACGAGAGAUGGGAGCGAGCGAAGAGAGGGUGAAUUCAUGAGCACACGGUAACGGUUUUCAGAUUCGGCGUUGUUGUGUACCAUAGGGGUUGGGGGAUGAUGUCCCCCGGCCCUUUGGUCCGUGUUGGGAGGAGUUGUGGCCGUGGCCAUCUGUUCACCCGGCGGGGGGUGCGCAGUCGGCAAAGGACUCGCAAGGGGCAAGGACGCGCGCAUGUUGUGGGCAAUGAUGCGAGAGUGCGUGUGAUGUGUUGAGGCGCAUUGUUGAGGUACAAAAUGAUUUGAUCUCAUUGCCUCUUGUGUGUUUGUUAUGGGUGCGGGGAGGAAAUAGAAGGAACGCGCCGUCCAACCGGAAUUCGAUAUUAUUCAUGUUUUCUCUACUUGGUUCGUGCGGGGUGCGGUGAAAUUUGGACAAAAGGGAGUAAUCUUGUUUGACGCCUUUUCUUCCUUUGCUUCUCGUGCGGUCUCUAUUCGUCAUGUGCCUGUUUGGUCGCGUGAGUGCGUGGGUGGUGUCUGUCUUUGUGAUGGCCACGGCUGUUUGGUCGUUGUGUCUUUCUGUCCACGCGAUGAAUGAACUAUGAAUCACCACUACAAGGAAGCUGUCAUUGGCCCUGCCCCCUCUUCAUCCGCGUAAAGCAGUGAUGGCGUGGUGGUGCACGGAGGAGCGGUUGUUCGGACCCGGUGUCGUUGGUGUGGGGCUUUGGGCUACCGAGGGAGGCCUCUAUAGUGCCGAGGUGUGUCCCGAUAUUUUUCCGGCAGAACGACUUGGUAUCCGGUGUGUGCGAGCCGAAAACACCGGCACUAUAGAGGGUCCCCCACUGUAUCCCUUCUUAUCACUUUUCUUCGAUCGCUGGGAUCAAACUUCUUCGUCAUUACCACCAGCUUUCGGGUCGACACUCGAACAAACGCCAUGCAUCAUGCGCUUGCAAUUAGUAUCCUCCGUGAAGGGUAGAUUUUCCCCUCUUCUUUCUGUUUGACCUGAAGUAUCGAACGAGCGAUCAGAUUGAUGCGCUAUUCCACAACAAGGGCGAGCUCCGCGACAUGUCCUCAUCAAAACCAACCCCCCUCGCAUUUGUACAAGUCGAUCGGAGAAAUAGCGGAACGACAAGAAAAGGGAAAUAGAAAGUACUUGCCCUGUGAACCACCUGCCGCAUUGAUCGCUGCGAAAGCAGCACUCGAGCAGUGAAUGAAAACCAUGUUGGGGAUAUCAAAAAUCUGCAACGGCAAAUUGUACCAUACGCAAACAACAAAACUUUGGACUUCCCGCCUCACAAGCAAUUCACGGCAAAAUAAUUUGAAGUAAGCAACAAACACAACCAAAUUGUGUUCUUCCCUCCCCCAUGAUCGUCUUCGUCUUCAUUUCACCGAGCGCAUCUAUCUAUCUUCCAAACAAACGUGUUGCCGAUCCAAAACCUACAUACCUGGUACUUCUCCAUCGCCCCCCCCCAUCAGUCAAGGAUAUCCUUCCCUUCUUCCCUGCAUGCCAUCGAGUGUCCAUCCCUCCGAUGUAUCCAUUCCUCCAACUUGUCCUUUCCUCAGUGAAGUGUUGACAACCCGGAAGGAUCAUGAGCGCCGGAACGACUCUAUCUUGUGUAAUUAUGUAUCGAACGAGGCAUCGAUCAAUGCGCUGUCGCACACCCAGGGCGAGCUCAAGGCCGUCCUUCUCUUGCAGGCCAUGGACUAUCCAUCCCUCAGUCAAGUGAUGACAACCCGGAAGGAUCAUGAGCGCCGGAACGACGGUAGUGUUGUUGUUGUUGUUG
This is a messenger RNA of Ectocarpus sp. CCAP 1310/34, 3496 nucleotides long. The record is from the annotation of a GenBank genome assembly. NCBI's taxonomy places the organism in Eukaryota, Phaeophyceae, Ectocarpales, Ectocarpaceae.